This is a messenger RNA of Symbiodinium sp. CCMP2456, 3222 nucleotides long. Lineage: Eukaryota; Dinophyceae; Suessiales; Symbiodiniaceae. The record is from the annotation of a GenBank genome assembly.
AUGGCAUCCCUCGAAGUGGCGCGCGUUAUGCAAGAAGCCGCGCAGAUGGCUCAGGCUCGCCGCCUGUCUCGGUGGCCCGAGAUGCUCUUCCGUGUUGCAGAGGUGUGGCAGGGGCAGAGGAAGGAGAGUCCCAAAAGUCGCCCUCCUUUCGAGCUCGCGCCCGAGGGAAGGGGAAAAUGGAACGGCCGUGUCUCUGACUUGACCAUGAAGGAGUACCGUGACAUGAAGUGGGGCAUGGAUGCCGGCUACAGGGCAGCUCUGCGCGUAGGGCCAAGGUGGAGCAUGCGUGGAUCUCUCUCGAAGCCGCUUAGGGCGAACUCGGACGGCAUGUUGCCUACAGACCCCGCGCGAGCCUACGACGCUUGCUACAACACGGCGCCCAAAUUCACCAUCGGCAAGUCGCUUAUCGGCGCCGCUGACCCCUUGGCGAACAACCCGGGUCCGCAGUAUCUCGUCCCAAGCACGAUGAAUCCAUCUGGUCAUCCGACCAUAUGGAAGAACUCAGGAGCAACGUUUGGCUCCGAGACGCUCCAAGUGAACGAUGAGGAUCCUUUCAUGAGGUGGAUGCUUUCUCAGUCCCUGCUCGUGCUGGCAGGACUUGCGAAAGAGCUGGACGGCUUCAACCCGGAGAAGGUCUGCUGCAACACUGAGAGCGUCGACGGCUUGCUGCAUUGUGCGAAUGCAUCUGCGAUCGCACCCACCGCGAGUCACAUACACGUGACGAGCUUGGCCACGCGGGAGAUUCACAGUUACGCAGUGUUUUCAGCAGCAAUCAAUGCAGCGCAUGCAAAAACGUUUGGCAACAGCUUCCAGCUGGCUACAAGCAGCUUGGGAAUGGGAUCUGAUCUGAAGCUGCUUUGGAGGGCUGGAAAUGUCGCCACCAUAUUGGAAGCAUUGAAGGUUGUUCGGGCCAGCUGGAUUGCGUACCUCGAUGCCGAUGCGGUUCUUGUUGACUUUAGCAAGGAUGCACUGGCUGAUGUGGUGCGAGCACACGCGACGAAGGAAACACGCUUGAUGGUGAGUCGUGGGGAGCUCAUCGGACCAGGGACCUCAAGCAUGUUCAACUCGGGCUUCUUGCUGGUCAGACAGCAUCCGUGGGCCUACGACUUCGUCCAGCUGUGGCUGUCACGACUUUCGUCGUCCAACGCCAACGACCAAGAAGUGUUGGAGCAGCUUUACCGGCAAGACGCCCUGGGCUGCCGGCGGCACGUGGCCAUUCUCCCCAUGGGCCUGGUCUACAGCGAGAUCGGGAACCCCAUCUCUGCGCCACCUGACCAGCAGCAUGUGGUCCACCUGGCGGGAAUCCCCGACGAGGUCCGGAUGGGUGUCUUCUCGGCCUUCUGGAAAGAUCUUUGUGGGACCAACCCGUCUAUGGCCUUGCCGGGCAGCAUGGGGCUCCGGCAAGCCUACCUCGAGGAGAUGGCCUCCUUCGUGAGCAGCCAAGGAGAUGCCCAAGCAGAAGCGGUGUGUCAGUCGCCUACGAACAUGCGACAAUGCUUGGAGGCUGCGGAGCGCUUGGCGUACGGGCUUCAGCUGGAUGGCCGACAGCAGGAAGCUGUCCACUGGGCUGCUGGUGCUCUGUCGGGACGUGAGCAGCACCUUGGCACCUUGGAUGAGGACACGCUGGCCAGCCGGAGCACCCUUGCCACAGUCAUGGAGGCUGCCGGCCGCAAGGAGGAGGCGUUGGCCUUUUCUAUGGCGGCCUGGGAGGGUCGCAAGGUCACCUAUGGCCCAAAUCACCGAGCCACGAUGCUGAGCACAGCUAGGCUCGGAUCGCAGAUGCUGGCGCACAACAGGCUGGAGGAGGCUACCGUGUUCCUCCAGGCAGCACAACAGUCCGACAUCUUGGGACCACAGCACUCGAGCAGCAUCUCCACAGCUGCUGCUCUGGCAUCGGCUUACGCCAAGCAAAGUCGCUACACGGAAGCGCUUGCGCUAUAUCGGCGCACCGCCCGCUCGGCUGCUGAAGACCUUGGCAAACAUCAUGCGACGACCUUGGAUUUGCGGCUUGGGGUGGCGGACACCCUGCGGCAGAUGGGUCAGCAUGACGAAGCAGCCGCCGCAGGUGCACGCCUCGCGAAGACGCAGCGCAGGAAGCUGAAGACGCAGUCCUCACGCAGUGACCAGUUGCGUCUGGCACGUGCCCUUGAGCUGGUUGCGGGUGCGCGGGUUGAGAAGCUUCCGAAGCGCCUGAAGCUCAUAGAAGAGGCAGCCGAGGUCUAUGCCAAGCUCGGCAUCAAAUCCUCCGGCAUCUCGGUCCUGCGCUCCGGCGCUGACAUGCUACAGGCCAACGGGCGCGGCUCGGAGGCGGAGAGCUGGUUCCGACGAGCCCUGGAUGUUGCUGAAGGCUUUCCCGGCGACACUGAGAAAGGCCUUGCCUCUGCAGUGGCAUCGGCAGCCAACAAUCUGGCGAUGCUGCUUCGCAGUCGCGGAAAAGGUGCUGAGGCUGAGGGGCUGCUGCGGCGUGCUGCGCAAGGCUUUGCAAAGGAGCAUCAAGCUGCAGAGCUGAGGGCAUUGGGCAACCUUGCAGACACUCUGAGAGCCAAUGGCCGCCUGGGUGAAGCCUUCAACAUCUCUCAGCGGGUGAUGCAGAGCCACGAGCUCUUGGAAAGCGAAGACGAUGUCUUGACGGCCAAGAGCAAUCAUGCUCUCUUGCUCUAUGCCCUGGGAAAUCGCGCCGAAUCGGCGGCGCUCUACAGCGACGUGCUGCAACAAGCUGAGCGGGUGUUCGGGGCCCACUCGAGCCAGGCUGCUGCUGCACGUGCGGACCUGGAAGAGCUUCGUCGCAGAGAGGCAGCACAAAGCUCCGAUCGAGAUCGAGCAUCGCCUCGACCAGUUGAAAGCGGACGCAAUGCGGACGGGCCAGCACCAGGACAGUACGACCAGAACGCUUUCAAGCACAGUGGCCAGAUCCGGAGGGCUCCGGUGUACACUGCGCAGGGCAGGGAGGCUUGGCGUGACCCUGUGGCCGCCCCGGGACCCGUGCCUGGAGAGUACAACGUCGAAAGGGCACUGCGCAACGGGAAGAUCACUCCCUUCAAGUGGACCAUGCAGGGCAAAACCGAGCCGCUCUCGCCAGCUCGUGGCGAGAGGGCGACGGUCAAGCCGGGGCCUGGCCACUACAAGCUGCCCUCCAUCGGCGAGAGGAACGCGUACCCCCACAUUGAGAAGCCGCCUCUCUGGAAGUUCUUGCAAGAGCCACGGGGUCUGCUGCCAACCUAG